Messenger RNA from Drosophila nasuta, 4421 nucleotides. Its product is annotated as mucin-5AC. The transcript has 7 exons. Lineage: Eukaryota; Metazoa; Arthropoda; Insecta; Diptera; Drosophilidae. Bases 244 to 3120 code for a protein of 958 amino acids. The record is from RefSeq and is a predicted model, not a curated record.
GUCGCCGAGACGCCAGAACAAUUCGUGCCGCGUGCGCGUUCGUGCAAAUCGCUGGCAAUUCACAAUAAACGCCAACCACAAACUCGCAAAAUAAAAAAUACAAAAAAGAAUACGAAAAAGAAUUACACCGAAAACAAACAACAACCAAACACAAAACCAUACAAAAAUCCAAAUAAAAAUACGGUAAAAAACGAGAGAGAAAUACAAAAACAACUACAAAAAGAAGAAGGAAAUAAACUGAUAAUGCUGCGAGAGGUGCAACAAAGACGUACCGCUGUCAACUACAGCCGGCUCUGGGUGUUGCCCCUGUUGGGCCUAUGCAUCGCCAGCUUUGGUCUCCGCUGCGAUGCACGUGCGGUGAACGUGAGCAACACCUGGACAAUGCCACAGGAGGGCCUGAAUGUGUUCUAUCGCUUCUUUCGUGAUCGCAUCUCGUGGUUCGAGGCUGACGCCGUUUGCCAGUUCCAUCAUGCCAAUCUGGUGACAGUCGACAACAGUUUUCAAUUUGAUGCAACGCGCGACCUGCUGAGGGAAUUGGAUGUGAACGACAUCGUUUGGAUUGGUCUCAUGCGACCGCAGAACUCGGAUCGUUUUAUGUGGUCCAACUCACGUCCCUUGGUUGCGGAUACCGGCUACUGGGCCGAAUCGUUGCCCCUCAUGGAUGCUCCGCUGUGCGCUGUCAUCGAUCCCAUACGCGACUAUCGAUGGCACGCACUGCGUUGUGGCGGACCGGAAACCGCUUCGUUCCUCUGCGAGAUGCCCGUGCCUAGCUGGGCCGACGCUUGCAUAUUGAAGGAGAUGCCCAAUCUGACGAUGCAGUAUAUGGCGGACACGGCGAGCAUUGAGCUGAUCCGGAACUGCCAGGAAGAGGGACUCUUGCGACACACAUGUCGCGGCAAGGAGGAUCGUGAACGUGCCAUUCGUGAGCUGAUCUGCCCGAAGGAACGUCUGGAGGCGCAACGCAUCAAUGACAUCACCAACUCGCACUUCAAGUCGCUGCAAAUCAUCAACAACAUACGCACCGACAACAACGAGAACAACGACAUCGAACUGUUGCCCCUGGUGCCCAAUUACGGAGGUAGUGCCCUCAAGCUUGAGGUGGCCACCGCAGCUCCAGCUCCAGCUGCCGCAGGAGAACACUUCAGCCUCGACAAGCUGAUGCUGGCCGAUGGCCCAGUGGCACACUAUCAUAUACCGGAUGAGGUGCCGAUGCCGGUCAAGAAAUCGGCCAAGAAGGUGAAUGCACACGACGAUUAUCAGGCCAAGAAGUUGAAGCAGCAACAGCAACAGGAGAAGCAACUGCUGCUGGAGAAACAGUUGCAGAUGGAAAAGCAACAGCAGGAACAACAGCAGCAACAGGAGCAGGAGGAGAAGCCAUUGUCGCAUCUGGACAUGAUGAUGGGCGACCAGCCGGCGUUGAGUGAGGAGCAAUUGCCGGAGGAUGUCAGUGAUAGCGAUGUGUCCAAUGAGAUACUCGAGGCGUUGCCGCACAAGAAGAAGACAUUGCCACAGGAUUUGCGCACGAUGGCGCCAAUACCGGAGGAAACAUUGGCAACCACAACAACAGUUGCACCUUUGCCAACCACUAAGAAAGCAAUAGCUACCAAGAAGACAACAACAACAACUACAACUACUACAACAACAGCUGCACCGCCAACAACAACCGAGGCAGCGCCGGCAACAACAACAGCAGCAACAACUGUAACUACAACUACAAUUACAGCGCCAGUAACAACACCAGCAACAGCAACCACUACAGCAGCAGCAAUUGCAUCCACAACCGAAGCAGCAAGUGGCACAACAACAACAGCAGCAACAACUGUAGGCAUCAGCAGCAGCAGCAACACACCAGCGGCAACGACAACAACCAAAUCAACGGCGCCAUUAACGACAGCAACAACAAAAGCAACCACUGAAAUCAACAUAAUGUCAUCAACAAGCAAAACAACAACAACAACAUCGACAUCGACAACAACAACAACAACUACAACUACAACAGCAGCACCAGCGACAACAACAACGGAAACGGAGGCGGUAGCAACUACAGUUGUCGCCAACUCUAACAGCAACAUCAACAUGAAUCCGGCGCCGACAACAGCAGCAACAGCAGCAGCAAUGCCGAUAGCAACGUCGACGGUCAGCAUCGCACAUCCGAUACAUCCGGCACAGCAGCAACGCGUUGAUGAGCUGCUGCUACCCCAGCAUCCACACAUUAAGGAAACGGCGGACAAUUCGCAUUUCAUACCACCAAUGUUGCUAGUCAAGUCACACUAUGUGCCGCCAGCCAAACACGGCGAGCACUCGGAGCACUUGGAGCAUGGCGAACAUGUUGAGCAUGGCGAGCACAAGUUGGAGCACAAGCUGGAGCACGUAGAGCACAUUACAACAACUCCGUUGCCGGUGACAACAACCGUGAAGAUAGCAGCAACAACAACAACCGCUAAGCCAGCAACAACAUCAACAAUCACAGCAACAACAACAACGGCAGCAGCAAGAGAGUCUGAAAUGUCAACAUCGAGUGGCAUCAAUGUUGCUGGCGUGACAGCAACAGCAGCGCCAUCAUCACCAACAACAACAACAACAGCAGCAGCAACAACAACCAUUGCCAGUAGCACAUCAGCAACAACAGCAGCAGCAGCGGCAGCUGGAGUUGCAGCAACAACAGCAACGCCAAAAUUGCUGACCACUGAGAUGCCUCAUCUGCCUUCAACGACCACAACAAAACAACCAGCCACAUCUAAUGAAAAUAGUUCAAAUGCAACCACAGCAGCAGCAGCAGCAGCAGCAGCAGCCUCAACAACAUCAACAGCAGCACCAACAACAACAUCAUCAGCAGCAGCAGCUUCAACUCAAAUGAAAACUGAUACCAAGAAGCGAGUGCAAAGCGAAGAGUCAGAGUCAGAGCCAGAGGCGGAGGUGGCUGCUGCUGCUGUGGCUGCAGCUGCCACUGAUAGUGAUGCUGCUGAUGAUGAUGAUAAUGAUGAAAUUGAUGCAAGAGGCGCCACAACAGCACGACACAACUUCCUACAGGAGGAAACUGAGGCGCCAUUUAAGCCAAAUCGACGACGCUCGCUAACAAAACCGGAAACUGUUAGCUAUUUCAAGAAGAUCUUGGGCUAAACUGUAACUGAACCAACCGACUUUUACAGUUAGCACACAUUUCCGUUAGCAGCAGCAGCAACAUCGACACCAACAACAACAACAACUGAAGGCCCUUUCCGCUUCCCCACUAUCACUCUCUCUCUCUUUCUCUCUCUGUCUCUUGUUCUCUCUUGCUCUCGCCCUCUCUUUGGUAAUUGGUGUGCAGAAAUCAAAGCUGCAAUGCCAAUAAAUUGAAUCAGUUGAUGUCGCUGCCUGAUUCGACUUCCCAAUCCCAAUCAGAUUCAGAUUCACAUUCCCAGCAAACGUCAUCAUCAGCAGCAACAUCAAACAUCAUCAUCAUCACCGUCAUCGUCAUCGUCGUCAUCACCGUCAUUCACAUGCUGGCCAAAGUUUGUAAAACUUGGCUCCACGAAAUGAUUCCCCUUCGACCGGAAACUCAAGCUGUUAGUCAACGCCAAGCGGAAACGCAAAGCAGCCAAAGAAAACUCAAGCUCAUCGAGAGUGGAAAGUGGAAAGUGGAGAGUGAAGAGUGUAGAGUGUAGAACGUAAAGUGUAGAGAGAUGGCAAAGACAACAACGGUGGCAGGAGAGUUUCAGUUCCAGUUGGGCGCACCAAAUAUGUCAAUUUUUCAGCACAACCCACAAAACAACCAACCACACACACACAUACACACACCAGAGAAAGGGAGCGGAAAAAUUCAGGCGAAAGUCUUGUCAAAGUAAGUAGAAAAAGCAGCAGUAAAAUGUUUGAUGGAGAGUGCGGGAAAAGAAGCAAGCAAGAGAAGCGAGUAGCAGUAGAAGCAGAGAGAGAGAGAGAGAAUUGCAGAGGCCAAAUCUAAAGUAUGAUAAAUACAAAAGUGUGUUUACAGAGCUAGCAAACUACACACAUAAGCAGGAGAGUCUGUUUCAAAUUUCGCUUACAUUUACCAUUUACCUUUUACUACCCAUCUAUUUGCGAUUUACCUUUACCUAUUGCCAAUAGCACGGUUGAUACUCCACAGUCGAGAGUCGACAGUCGACGCUCGACGGUUGUCAGUUGGCCAUUUGUGUGUGGCAGCCAAGCACUUAGUUGGCCACAAUUCAAAAUGUUGCACUCGAGUAGUCGAUAGUAGUUUUCAUAUUCAUACGACGAGCACUCAGUGUACUCAGUACUCAUAAACAUGGCGCCAGCCAUUCAGUAUUAAAACACACAAGUAUUAUAUUCAACUAUAACUUCAAUUUCAAUUUGAACUUUUUGCAACGGAAUGCGAAACAGGCCUCGGUAUAAUACAAAUAUUGAUAAAACCCAAAAAAAAACAAAAAAAAAAAACAUAAACAAAA